Platichthys flesus (European flounder) is the source of this 5880-nucleotide messenger RNA. RefSeq lists its product as uncharacterized. Lineage: Eukaryota; Metazoa; Chordata; Actinopteri; Pleuronectiformes; Pleuronectidae. Gene Ontology annotation, biological process: visual perception; lens development in camera-type eye. Bases 37 to 4998 code for a protein of 1653 amino acids. Gene Ontology annotation, molecular function: structural constituent of eye lens. The transcript has 21 exons. The record is from RefSeq and is a predicted model, not a curated record.
AGAGGUGAGGGAGAAUUCAGGGUGGUGAUUGUUAAAAUGCAGAGUGAGGAAGGCAGCGAGGGCGAAACUGAAGAGGAGCAGCAUCAACCGAUGGGUCACAUGGAGGAGACUCCAGUGCCAGAAAGUGAGAUGCUGGAGUAUUUGUUGAGUACUGAUGCAAAGAGGCAGGAGACAGAAGUAGCACCUGCAGUGUUAUCACAGAUUAAAGAGGAGGAGGAGGAGGAGGAGGAGGAGGAGUUACUGGCCACACCGGUUCGGCAGGUGAUGGUAUGCAGGGUUGCUCCACCCUCCAGUGAGCCGCCGCAUGUGCAGGGGGUGUGUUCUGAGCGAAACUGGACCGGGGACCUGGAAACAGAAGACCACCUCACCGUAGAGAAUCAGCUCCCGAGCCAGGAGACAGGGUAUCAGGUGUCAGAAGACGACAGGAGUCCUCUGUGUGAACCUGCUGCUCCCUGCCACACCGAGGAGGAAGAUGUGAUCACUCCCACGGGCAGAGAGGAACAAGUUUCACCAGGUGAGGACGAGCGAGGAGAAGCGGGCACAGACAUCCACAGCAGUGCCGACUCAGAUCCCUCAGCCGGGGAACAGGUUGUCAUUCAGACGCACGGCCCCGAGCUGCAAUCACACGCCACAGAGAUUUGGCACAACAGCGAUCGGCAGCGUAGCGAGUGGGAGGAUACGAUUACAGGGCACGAGGACAAAAAGAGGACGGUGCCAGGACAGGAGGGAGUCGAGCUGUCAACCCCGAGUGCAGACACACACAGACCUGAUCCGGAACCUGCAGGGGAGUCCUCUGGGGGCCACGAGCAUCCGGCAGAAGCUGAGCCGGACCUGACUCCCGGGUCCCCGACGCCUUCGAGGACAGACGCAGCAGCUCCAGAGAGCCGGCAGACCGACGUCGACCAGGACACGCUGGACAACAUGAAUUCAGGCUACAGCACCCUGAGCCCCAAACUGACCAUAAGGAGCUUGUCUUCCCUGGAAGAGGACGAGUCUAAUCACCGUUUCCAUCAAAUGUCUCUGAUCACUGAGGCUGACGGCCGAGGACAGGACACGGUGGACUCCACUGAGUCCAAUGGAACAGACCUGGGCUCAGACUACACCUGGAGGAACAGAUUUGAGGGCGUUUCUCAGUACAAACCAUACAAGGUACAGGAUUCCUCUUUUUCUGACUCUCAGACUUACACAUUGUCUGACACUUACUCCAGCCCCCCCUCCUCCUCCUCCAUCUCCUCCACCUACUCCACUCUCCCCGGGGCUACAGUGUACAAACCUCUGAGCGACACACUCUCCUCCUCCGCCUCCUCCUCCUCCCCCGCUCCGGAGGAACACUUGAGCCUGAGCUACAGGCUCAGAGACGACAGCGAAGUCGACCUGAGGCGGGAGAGCGAGUCGGCGGGAGAAGCCAGAUAUGAUUGGAGGAGGAGGAGCCUGGUGGAGCAGGAGGAGCCAGCUGCACCUGCGGGUGAAGCAGAGAGACGGAGGGAGGGAGAGGCAGAGAGGAUAAAGUCACCCUGGGACUCACAGCAGCUCCCUGUGUUCGGCUUCUCCUCGGCCCUGCACACCAGCCACACCGACGGGUUCACACAGGACGACAACGAGCCCUCUGAGUUCACUGGGUUGUUUAAAGCCACACUGGUGGAGCUGGACUGCGAGCCUGCAGCUCCCCCGUCCACUCCCCCGGCCUCCCCCGAGGCAGACUCCUCCAACCAGCUGGACAUGGACAACCUGGUGGACACCCUGAAGAGCAUGGGACCCUCCUUCAGGCCCAGGUCUAAUGGCGUGCGGGCACCUGCCCCGACCCUGAUGUCCUCGCUGCCUCCCAUUGUGGAGGAUGCUCCCAGCCCCCUCGCCCUUCACCUCCCUGCCUCCCUCACCAGACCCCUCGACCUUCACCUCCCUGCCUCCCUCACCAGACCCCUCGACCUUCACCUCCCUGCCUCCAUCACCAGCCCCGUGAAAACGAUGGAAACCAACGGCUCCGACAAGCUGGAUGGGAUUUUCUCUCUGCCUCCUGAGCUGGGACUGAAGAGGAACUUCCCCAGAGACAACCGAUCGCCACUGGAGCUGCUGAAGACCCAGCAGGACCAGCAGCCAGGAACACGUAAUGCUUUGAGAAGAUCCUCUGACUCUUUCCUUGAGGACUUAAAAUCCCCGCUGCUGAAUGGAAACGGAAUAUCUCCUCCGCCCAGCACAGGCUCUCGCCUCGACAACAGCCUCAUCUACGGAGGCUACAGGUCAUCGUCCAUAGAUCAGACGAUGGAGAACGGAAAAUCCCAUCGUUCACUCUUCCGCACCGGCUCUCUACCGGACACGGGGCCUAGCGAUCGCCUGAGUGUGGGACAGAAGGACCUCGGCGAACCAGCAUCGUCCCGCUUCGAGCGCUUCUCCUUCCUGGCAAACUCCUCCUCCUCGUCAGGCUCCUUGACCGGAUCCGAAGACCUCAACGGCCGAAUGAGUCGGCCUUCGCAGCCAAGCUUCGGUUCCCCACCUCCCAGUAACAGUCCCACCCGCCUCCUCAGCCCCACGGGCUCCAUAGACCUACACAGGUCAUUCACAGCCACAGACUCCCCUCUCUCCAUGUUUGGCCAGAACCAGGGGAUGGGGAUAGGUGCCGGUACUGGGACAACGCCGCCGCCCCCCCUGCAGAGGAGCUUCAGCAGCGAUGGCCCGGGUGGGGUCCAGCAGACGUCACUGUUCAACAGCGUGUAUGGGGGGUCUCGGUUCCAGAGCAAGGAACCUGAGCCCGACAGGAAUCAGGCGUCAAAAUACAGAGCCUUCCCUGAUGCUUAUCUCACAAAAGCGAAGGAGCAUGGGAAGCUCAAUCCUCGUCCUGGAAAGAUGUAUAUCUUUGACCGACCGGGGAUGUGCGGCCAGAGGAUCGAGGUGCGCAGUGAUGUCACGGACGCUACGUCCUGGGAGCUGCAGGACACCAUCUCCAUCCGGGUCAUCAGAGGAGGAUGGGUGAUGUACGAGAAACCCAACUUCAAAGGGGAAAAAUAUGCUCUGGACGAGGGCGACAUCGAGCUCUCCUGCCCCUUCAGCCUCCCGGAGGAGGAGCAGCUGCAGAAUGGACAGAAGGAGAACGGACAGAAGGAGGAGGCGGAGGGCAAAGAGCAGAACGGAGAGACGGGUGAUGAGCAGACGGAGACGGCGCCGACCAGGAAGUUCAUCAUCGGAUCUCUGCGACGAGCUGUCAGGGAUUACAGUGUCCCAGAAAUCGGUCUCUUCCCAGAGGAAAAUGCUGAGGGGAAGAAGGUCACCUUCAGAGACACCUCUGACGAUGCCAGGAUCUUUGGCUUCCCCAUUAAGGCCACCUCCAUCAUCAUUAAUGCUGGACUAUGGCUUGUGUACGCGGAGCCCUUCUUCCAGGGCGUACCACGUAUCCUGGAGGUGGGGGGUUACUCCAACCCUGCAGCCUGGGGUGUGGAUCAUCCGUAUGUGGGAUCCGUGCACCCGCUCAAAAUAGGAGAACCACGAGUGGAAAAUCUGUGUGAACCAAGGCUGGAGAUCUUCGACAAGCCGUACUUCUGCGGGAAGUCGAGGACGAUAACCACCAACGCCAGAGACUUCAUGACCAGAACAGACCGGCAGCAGACGGCCUUCAUGUACAAUGUGGGCUCCCUCAAAGUGCAGGGAGGAAUCUGGGUGGGCUUUGAGAAGGAGGGCUACCGAGGCCACCAGUACCUGCUGGAGGAGGGGGAGUACCAGGACUGGAGGGUGUGGGGGGGCUGCGAUGCCGAGCUCCGCUCCGUUAGGGUGAUACAAGCUGACCUGUCCGACCCCCUGAUGGUGAUGUUCGAGCAGCCGGAGGAGGAGCAGGAGGACGAGGAGAACACCUUCGAGGUGAACGAGGCCAUUCCCGACGUGGAGCUGUUCAACUUCAAAACGUCCACGCGCUCCAUCCACGUGGUCAGCGGGGCAUGGGUGGCCUACUCCCACGUGGACUUCUCUGGGAACCAGUACAUCUUGGAGAAAGGUUUCUACAACAACAGCGCUGACUGGGGCUCUCAGGACUCUCGCAUCUGCUCGGUGCAGCCCAUCCUCCUGGCUCCUCGUGACGGCUCGAAGACCCGGAACCAGAUCGUUCUUUUCUCCGAGCCAGAUUUCCAGGGCAAGUGUCACAUCUUCGACCGCAACCAGGAGGCGCUGUCAGAGAAGUUCCUGACCAAGUCGUGCCGAUUGGUCGGCGGGAGCUGGGUGCUCUACGAGAACGAGAAGCACUCUGGGAACUUGUACGUCUUACAUGAAGGAAAUUACCCCAAUUUAAUCAGCAUGGGCUGCCCCCCCGGCUGCAACGUCCGCUCCGUCAAGGUCGUGCCGACGACGUUCUCCAUUCCCUCCCUCUCCCUGUUCGGCCUUGAGUGUCUGGAGGGCAGAGAGAUCACCACGGAGUCGGAGAUCAUCAGCAUGGCCGGCGAGGGCUUCAACAACCACAUCCUGUCGGUCAGGGUGAACAGCGGCUGUUGGGUGAUAUGUGAACACAGCAACUACAGGGGGCGCCAGUUCCUCCUGGAGCCCAUAGAAAUCACCAACUGGCCAAAGUUUAGCUCGCUGUCGACGAUUGGCUCCGUGUAUCCGGUCGUACAGAAACGCCAGUUCUUCCGCAUCAAGAACGCAGAGAGCGGUCUCCCCAUGUCCGUCCAGGGCGGCGUGGAGGAGAUGAAGUCGGGACGGGUGCUGGUGACGGCAGAGGUGGAGCCGAUGACUGACAUCUGGUUCUAUCAGGACGGAUUCAUCAAGAAUAAGCUGUCCACGACCAUGAGUCUCCAGGUGAUGGGAAACAUUGAGCCGGCAGCCAAGGUGGUUCUGUGGUCAGAGACUCGGCAGCCAAUCCAGAACUGGACGGCCAAGAUGAGAGGCCUCAUCACCAGCCUCACCUUCCCUGGCAUGGUCCUGGAUGUCAAAGGUGGAAAAACGUACGACAAGGACCAUGUGGUGAUCAUGCCAGAGAACGACGAGAGGCCGAGUCAGCAGUGGGAGAUAGAGCUGCUAUAAUAAACCUGAUAUUCCUCUUUACUCAGUUCAGCAGUGCUACACCGACGGUGCCUUUCUUUCUAUCUGCGAAAAUAUUCCCUUAACAUUCUGCGCUGUGGGAACCGACCGCUGUCACUGCCAGUUUAUUUAAGUGCCUUUUACUUCUGUAUGACCUCCCAUGAUCCGUGUCACAAGUGUAAACACAAACAAUACGAGGCCGGAGUUUCAAUGGUUCCUGUUUCUCUGAAGUCAGAUAAAGCAAAAAAGACGUGUCGGUGCCUCGAGCUGCUGCAGCGACUGGUGUCAUCAGGAGUUAAAAAAAUAAAGAUUUAAUGUAUUUCUCCAGAUGUACUGAGCUGCACGGACCCACCCUCCCUCUUGUGUCCAGAGAUCAGGAGCACAGGUUCACCUCCUCCACCACUUUGACCUUGAACUCAUCAUUUACCUACAAUUUGUAUAUUCAAACCCACAGAAUCUCCCUGUUCCUAUCUGCCCAGGCUCGUGCUUAUAUUCCUCAUAGCUGUGUUUACGGUGUAGAAAAAGCAGGUUUUUAAUAACAAUAACUUCUGGAGGUUAUUUUCCUACUGAGACGUUCUACAGAUGGAGAAUGAAUAAAGACAAAUGGAUGUGAAACAUGCAAAUAAUUCAUGUUCCUCUUUUAAAAGAUAUUUUUAUAUACUGUACAUGUAUUGUUCUGUGGGAAGUGUUGCAGUUAUGUAUACAUAGAGAAUAUCACAUUAUCGACUAAAUGGGUUGUACGUGUUCAGUGUCUGUCCAGUUUCUCUGUUUCCUUGUUUUUAUUGUUCUUUAUUUGUCGAGUUGUUAUCAGCUGUAUGUUAAUAUUUGAUACUAAAGAUAUAUAUAAAAUGUGAUGUUAAAGGGAGUGGUUUUAAAAUACUGAAA